CGGGCGCGCUCGGCGCCCCGCUCGCAUUGUUCGGGCGACUCCCGGAGCGCGCACAGCCCGCUCGCAGCGCCUCGCGACUGCGGCCCCCGCCCGGCCCCCGCCCGGCCCCAGCGCAGGCGACUCAGAUUAAAAAGGUUAAUUGACCAAGAAACAGAGUCCCAGAAGAAGAAGGAGCAAGAAAAAGAGAAGAGGGUCACUGCCCUGAAAGAGGAGCUGACCAAACUGAAGUCUUUUGCUUUGAUGGUGGUGGACGAACAACAAAGGCUGACGGCACAGCUUGCCCUUCAAAGACAGAAAAUCCAAGAGCUAACCACUAGUGCAAAGGAAACACAUGCUAAACUAGCCCUUGCUGAAGCCAGAGUUCAGGAAGAAGAGCAGAAGGCAACCAGACUAGAGAACGAUCUGCAAACACAGACCACAAAGUUUCACCAGAACCAAGAAACAAUUAUGGCGAAGCUCACCAAUGAGGACAGCCAAAAUCGCCAGCUUCGACAAAAGCUGGCAGCACUCAGCCGGCAAAUAGAUGAGUUAGAAGAGACAAACAGAUCUUUACGAAAAGCAGAAGAGGAGCUGCAAGAUAUAAAAGAAAAAAUUAACAAGGGAGAAUAUGGAAACUCCAGUAUCAUGGCUGAGGUGGAGGAGCUCAGGAAACGUGUGCUAGAAAUGGAAGGGAAGGAUGAAGAGCUCAUAAAAAUGGAGGAGCAGUGCAGAGAUCUCAAUAAGAGGCUGGAAAAGGAAACAUCACAGAGUAAAGACUUUAAACUCGAGGUUGAAAAACUCAGUAAAAGAAUUAUGGCUCUGGAAAAAUUAGAAGAUGCUUUCAACAAAAGCAAACAAGAAUGUUACUCUCUGAAAUGUAAUUUAGAAAAAGAAAGGAUGACCACAAAGCAGUUAUCUCAGGAACUGGAGAGUUUAAAGAUAAGGAUCAAAGAGCUAGAAGCCAUUGAAAGUCGGUUGGAGAAGACAGAAUUCACCCUAAAAGAGGAUUUAACUAAACUGAAAACAUUAACUGUGAUGCUGGUAGAUGAACGGAAAACAAUGAGUGAAAAAUUAAAGCAAACUGAAGAUAAGUUACAAGCUGCUUCUUCUCAGCUUCAAGUGGAGCAAAAUAAAGUGACAACGGUUACUGAGAAGUUAAUUGAAGAAACUAAAAGGGCACUGAAGUCCAAAACUGAUGUGGAAGAAAAAAUGUACAGUGUAACGAAAGAGAGAGAUGAUCUAAAAAACAAACUGAAAGCGGAAGAAGAGAAAGGAAAUGAUCUCCUGUCCAAAGUUAACAUGUUGAAAAACAGGCUUCAAUCAUUGGAAGCAAUUGAGAAAGAUUUCCUAAAAAACAAAUUAAAUCAAGAUUCUGGUAAAUCCACAAUAGCAUUACACCAAGAGAACAAUAAGAUUAAAGAGCUCUCUCAAGAAGUGGAAAGACUGAAACUGAAGUUAAAGGAUAUGAAAUCCAUUGAGGAUGACCUCAUGAAAACUGAAGAUGAGUAUGAGACUCUAGAACGAAGGUAUGCUAAUGAACGAGACAAAGCUCAAUUUUUAUCUGAAGAGCUGGAACAUGUUAAAAUGGAACUUGCCAAAUACAAGUUAGCAGAAAAGACAGAGUCCAGUCAUGAACAAUGGCUUUUCAAAAGGCUUCAGGAAGAAGAAGCUAAAUCAGGUCACCUCUCAAGAGAAGUGGAUGCACUGAAAGAGAAAAUUCAUGAAUACAUGGCAACUGAGGACCUGAUAUGUCUCCUCCAGGGAGAUCAUUCAGUUCUGCAAAAGAAACUCAGUCAACAAGAAAACAGGAACAGAGAUUUAGGAAGAGAGAUUGAAAACCUCACUAAAGAGUUAGAGCGGUACCGUCAUUUCAGUAAGAGCCUCCGGCCCAGUCUCAAUGGAAGAAGAAUCUCUGACCCUCAAGUAUUUUCUAAAGAAGUUCAAACAGAAGCAGUAGACAAUGAGCCACCUGAUUACAAGAGUCUCAUUCCUCUGGAACGAGCAGUCAUCAACGGUCAGUUAUAUGAGGAGAGUGAGGACCAGAAUGAGGACCCUAAUGAUGAGGAGUCUGCGCUGUCCUUCAAAUGCAACUCAUCUACCCCCUGUCCUGUUAACAGGAAGCUAUGGAUUCCUUGGAUGAAGUCCAAGGAGGGCCAUCCUCAGAAUGGAAAAAUACAAACUAAACCCAAUGGCAACUUCGUGCAACCUGGAGAUCUAGUCCUAAGCCACACACCUGGGCAGCCACUGCAUAUAAAGGUUACUCCGGACCAUGUCCAAAACACAGCCACUCUUGAAAUCACAAGUCCGACCACAGAGAGUCCUCACUCUUACACAAGCACUGCAGUGAUACCAAACUGUGGCACCCCAAAGCAAAGGAUAACCAUUCUCCAAAAUGCCUCCAUAACUCCAGCGAAAUCAAAAACCUCUGCUGAAGGCCUUAUGAAUUUAGAGCAAGGCAUGUCCCCAAUUACCAUGGCAACCUUUGCCAGGGCACAGACCCCAGAGUCUUGUGGUUCCAUAACUCCAGAAAGGACAAUGUCACCUAUUCAGGUUUUGUCUAUUUCUGGUGCAGCUAGCUCCCCUGAGCAGGGACGCUCUCCAGAGCCGAUAGAAAUCAGUGCCAAGCACGCGAUUUUCAGAGUCUCCCCUGAUCGGCAGUCAUCAUGGCAGUUUCAGCGUUCAAACAGUAACAGUUCAAGUGUGAUAACUACUGAGGAUAAUAAAAUCCACAUUCACUUAGGAAGUCCUUACAUGCAAGCCGUAGCUAGCUCCGUGAGACCUGCCAGCCCUUCAGCAUCACUGCAGGAUAACCGAACUCAAAACUUAACUAAUGGGGCACUAAACAAAACAACCAAUAAAGUCACCAGCAGUAUUACUAUCACACCAACAGCCACACCUCUUCCUCGACAAUCACAAAUUACAGUAAGUAAUAUAUAUAACUGACCACCCUCCCUUAUUUGGUUUAUACCGAUAUUAUUGCAAGGAACUCAGUCCUUUUUAAUUAUCCCUCCACAUCCCUCAAAAGACUGACUGAACUUGUACUUUGGGAAGGUUUAUGCAUGAACUGUCCAAGAGUAUCUGAAACUAACUGUUGCCUGCAUAGUCAUAUCAAGCGUGCACUUACUGUAUAUUUUUUCAUUUACAUACCUGUAUGGAAAAUAUUUAGUCUGCACUUGUAUAAAUACAUCUCUAUGUAUUUCAUUUUCCAUAACUCACAUUAAUUUGACUGCAACUUGUCUUGGUGAAAUACUUUAACAUUAUAAAGCAGUAAAUAAUUUGUUAUUUUUA
Mesoplodon densirostris (Blainville's beaked whale) is the source of this 3267-nucleotide messenger RNA. It is a transcript of the gene FILIP1L, whose product is annotated as filamin A interacting protein 1 like. The transcript is spliced from 2 exons. The coding region runs from base 241 to 2922 and encodes 893 amino acids. Lineage: Eukaryota; Metazoa; Chordata; Mammalia; Artiodactyla; Ziphiidae. The record is from RefSeq and is a predicted model, not a curated record.